UGAUGACGUCUCUCCCGCCAUCUUUCCAGCCGGCUUCAGGAACACGUUGCUGGAAAAACCAAGUUUCUCUCGGAGUUAUUCGCCUUUAAAGGUCGUUUCCCGGCUGGUUCCUCUGAGGCUAAGGACCCGGAGCCGAGCAGGGGCCCUCAGGUCACACAGCGUCCGUCUUUCCCGCCUUCCAUCAUGGCGGAUAAAAACACCAGAAUCGCCAUCGUCAACCACGACAAAUGCAAACCCAAGAAAUGUCGUCAGGAGUGCAAGAAGAGCUGUCCUGUGGUCCGCAUGGGUAAGCUGUGUAUCGAGGUGACUCCACAGAGUAAGAUCGUCUGGAUCUCAGAGUCUCUGUGUAUAGGCUGCGGUAUCUGCAUCAAGAAAUGUCCGUUUGGCGCGUUGUCGAUCGUCAACCUGCCGAGCAACCUGGAGAAGGAGACCACACACAGAUACUGCGCCAACUCCUUCAAACUGCACCGGCUGCCUAUCCCUCGACCCGGCGAGGUUCUGGGGCUCGUGGGGACCAACGGUAUCGGGAAGUCCACGGCUCUGAAGAUCCUGGCUGGGAAACAGAAACCCAACCUGGGGAAGUACGACAAUCCUCCAGACUGGCAGGAGAUCCUGACCUACUUCAGAGGAUCUGAGCUGCAGAACUACUUCACCAAAAUCCUGGAGGACGACCUGCGGGCCAUCGUCAAGCCGCAGUACGUGGACCAGAUCCCAAAGACCGUGAAGGGGUCAGUCGGGGCCAUCCUGAGCAGGAAAGACGACACAGACUCUCAGACCCUGGUCUGCAAACAGCUCGAUCUGAGUCACCUGCGGGAGAGGAACGUGGAGGACCUGUCCGGAGGAGAGCUGCAGAGGUUCGCCUGCGCCGUCGUCUGCAUCCAGAGAGCCGACAUUUUCAUGUUCGAUGAGCCGUCCAGUUACCUGGACGUGAAACAGAGACUGAAGGCCGCCAUCACCAUCCGCUCACUCAUCACUCCCGACAGGUACAUUAUUGUGGUGGAGCACGACCUGAGUGUGUUGGAUUACCUGUCUGACUUCAUCUGCUGUCUGUACGGAGUCCCCAGCGCCUACGGGGUCGUCACCAUGCCCUUCAGCGUCAGAGAGGGGAUCAACAUCUUCCUGGACGGAUACGUUCCCACGGAGAAUCUCAGGUUUAGGGAGACCUCUUUGGUCUUUAAGGUCGCAGAGACGGCCAAUGAGGAGGAAGUGAAGAGGCUCAGGCACUACCAGUAUCCAAACAUGUCGAAGACGAUGGGCGAGUUCACUCUGGUGAUCAAAGAAGGAGAGUUCACGGACUCUGAGAUCAUGGUGAUGCUGGGAGAGAACGGGACGGGGAAGACGACCUUCAUCAGGAUGUUAGCUGGAGGACUCAAAUCAGACAGUGGAGGUGAGGUCCCGAUCCUGAAUGUGAGCUACAAACCUCAGACCAUCAGCCCCAAGUUCAAGGGCAGUGUGAGAGCUCUGCUGCACGAGAAGAUCAGGGACGCCUACACACACCCUCAGUUUAUCACCGACGUCAUGAAGCCCAUGCAGAUCGAGAGCAUCAUCGACCAGGACGUCCAGAACCUGUCUGGUGGAGAGCUGCAGAGAGUCGCUCUGACUCUGUGUUUGGGGAAACCUGCUGACGUGUAUCUGAUCGACGAGCCGUCAGCGUACCUCGACUCAGAGCAGAGAUUGAUGGCCGCCAGGGUCAUCAAGAGGUACAUCCUCCACGCUAAGAAAACAGCGUUUGUGGUGGAGCACGACUUCAUCAUGGCGACGUAUCUCGCCGACAGAGUCAUCGUGUUUGACGGGAUCCCCUCCACGAGCACCGCGGCCAACACUCCUCAGAGUCUGCUCGCCGGGAUGAACCGCUUCCUGUCCCUGCUGGAGAUCACAUUCAGACGAGACCCGAACAACUUCAGACCGAGGAUCAACAAACACAACUCCAUCAAGGACACGGAACAGAAGAAGAGCGGUAACUACUUCUUCCUGGACGACUAAGACGACUUCCUGUGAGACCCCCCGUGGCUUCCUGUGAUGCGUUCACGAUCGGUCGCCACAGUCCGAGCUCCGCGGCCUCAACAUUUACCACAAGAACAACGAGGCCGCGUUCAGCAGACACGUUACCAUCAUAAAGAGAGAUAAAUAAAUAAACAUCCAUCAGCCUUUGUGUACCGGGCUGCGUUCAAUAGCCAGCAGCAAUGUUGUGAAACGUUCUCAAAUAAAGUGCAUUGCAUUCUAUGUCGGUCGGCCUGAACAUACGAGGCUGCGUUCACACGCCAGCAACAUUGUGGAACAUGAAACAGCGUAUUUUAACACUCAUGCAUUUACAACAAGUGAAAUAAAAUUAUGAACCAGAAACAAA
Notolabrus celidotus (New Zealand spotty) is the source of this 2347-nucleotide messenger RNA. RefSeq names its product ATP-binding cassette, sub-family E (OABP), member 1 (gene abce1). NCBI's taxonomy places the organism in Eukaryota, Metazoa, Chordata, Actinopteri, Labriformes, Labridae. Gene Ontology annotation, molecular function: ATP binding; iron ion binding; ATP hydrolysis activity. Bases 184 to 1983 code for a protein of 599 amino acids. The transcript has 19 exons. Gene Ontology annotation, biological process: ribosomal subunit export from nucleus; translational initiation; translational termination. The record is from RefSeq and is a predicted model, not a curated record.